Odontomachus brunneus is the source of this 2728-nucleotide messenger RNA. Its product is annotated as nitric oxide-associated protein 1. The record is from RefSeq and is a predicted model, not a curated record. Bases 419 to 2728 code for a protein of 769 amino acids. The transcript has 6 exons. Gene Ontology annotation, molecular function: GTP binding. NCBI's taxonomy places the organism in Eukaryota, Metazoa, Arthropoda, Insecta, Hymenoptera, Formicidae.
AGUGAAUUUCGGAACGCAGCCAGUAUGUAUGGCUAGCUAACUUAUUGUGCUAGUUCAGCAAUGCAGUUAAAAAGAAUAGAGCAACUGUCUGCUAACAGAAAUGAUAGAAAUAGAGAAACGUCAUAUUCAAUAGAAAAACGUCUACAUACUCUAACACGUUAUAAUUUAUAAACAUCAGUGUGAUACAUAUAAGAAACAGAAGAGGAAGCAGAAGACAAUAAAUGACUUUGAAAUUCUAAUGACACCCAACAUUUGAAAAUUUCUUAAAUGGUGUAUAAAAUCAUCAUAAAAAUAUAGUGUUGGAUAGUUUGGUUCCAUUCUUGCUGGGUGCAGAGGUUACUUUAGCCUGCCACAUCACGAUUAUCCCAUAUACAGGAUCAACAAUAUAUAGCAAAUUGAAGUAUUUUGUAUCAGCAGGAUGCUAAUUACAAACAAUACCAGACUAAUGAUUCUUAGCAAAUAUCUAACCCGGAGGAGUUAUUUGGAUAACACGUACUGUUACUUGAAAACCUAUCGGGACAAUUAUAAGCACCUGGUCCAGGUGUUUGGUUAUUCUACAAAAUUCGACACCAAGGACAAAAAACUACCUGUUGAUUCAAGAGUCGAGGCGCUGCGUGAAAAAUUGAUAUAUUGCGAUCAUCUGGAUCGCGAUCGAGUAAGGCCGGGUAUUCUGAAACGUUUUUUAAGAAAUAAGCUUGCCAAGAAUAUCGAAAAGGAAAUGCAAACUUGGAAACUCGUUCAUGACCCCGUCUAUAGCGUAUUAUUGGACACGGGUGAGAAAAACGACGUAAGCUUGCAAGGAAAUCAAGAAGAAGAAGUCUCUGACGCGAGUUCGAGGAAAGACGUAACGAGGCCUGUACAUAUGCCGUACGCUAGCACAGAUAAGUACAGUAACGUAAACAUAGCCGCGGAUAAUUCCAUUGAAGUAGAUUUCAACGAGAGCACAUUACCAUUGAAUGAGAAGUACAAAAGCCUCUAUGAGAAAUAUCUAAUAGCGAAGAACAUCCUCGAGGAGAACACCGGCGAAGAUCUCACGCUGAAUGAAUAUAUGGAGAAGAAAGGGAUAAGCGUAUCUUAUAAGACCGAUCUGUCGAAUGUUCCGACCAAUUGGAUGACCGACUACGAGCAAUUCGAUGACACAUUAAAUGAUGAAACGUGGCUUAAUAACUACGGCACCCCGGAUCCGAACUCCAGAGUCAGUCCCGUGCCAUGCGGCGGUUGCGGUGCUUUAUUGCACUGCAAGGAUCAUGCUUUACCGGGCUACCUGCCAUCGGAGCUCUUCCUGAAAAAGAACAUAUCUGAGCUACGGCUCAUGAUCUGCCAGCGGUGUCAUUUUAUGAAGUAUUAUAACGCUAUGCUGGAGGUGAAAGUGUCGCCGGAUAAGUUCGUGGAGUUGAUCAAAGUCAUCAAGACGAAGAAGUGCGCCGUGAUCUUGAUGGUCGAUCUCACGGACUUCCCGUGCAGUAUAUGGCCGGAGAUCAAAAGUGUGCUACAUCCUCGAACAUUAGUGUUCGUCGUGGGCAACAAGGUGGAUCUGUUGCCUCAGGACUCGCCGAAAUUCUUCACUCACGUUAAGGAGUGUCUGUCGAAGGCUGUGGAAAACACUGGAAUCAGUAAGGAGUAUAUCAAACAUGUAGCACUUAUAUCGGCUAAAACCGGCUACGGUAUAGAAGAGCUCAUUAAUAAACUUCACAAUCUCUGGAAGUAUAAAGGUGACGUUUACGUAAUCGGAUGCACCAACGUGGGCAAGUCCUCGCUGUUCAAUACUCUGUUACAAUCCGAUUAUUGCAAAGUGCAAGCCGUGGAUCUUAUACAACGCGCAACCGUAUCCCCCUGGCCAGGCACAACUUUACGUCUACUGAAGUUUCCCAUUCUAAACCCGCAGAGGUGGCGGCUGUACAUGAGGAUGAUGCGUUUGCAAGAAGAGAAGCAGCAGUUGCUGGCCGAACAACAAAUCAGAGUCGAGCAGUUCAAGCAGUCACGGAAUUUGAAAUACGUCACGUUGCAAAGUCGCAUCGGCAAAACGUUUCAGCCGAAAUCUAAACUUCAGCAAACGAAAGAUCCAUUCGCUAUGGAGAAAUACACGGCGAACACGCAAAACUUCGGCUUCGACGAGACAAAGGAGGAGUUCAAGUAUAGCCGAUGGUGUUAUGACACUCCGGGCACUAUUCAGCCAGAUCAAAUCCUGGAUUUGUUGACGACCGAGGAGCUAUUGUCGGUUUUGCCGAAACAAAUAAUCAUACCGAGAACGUUCAUUUUGCACCCAAACCAGACGAUAUUUCUGGCUGGGAUUGGCAGACUGGAUUAUCUGGAGGGCUGCGACUAUAUCAGAUGUACGAUAUUUGCGAGCACUGAGUUACCGAUUACUAUGACUUUAACCGCGGACGCAGAUGAUGUGUACAAUGAAUUAUUGAACACGAAAGCCUUCGUCGUGCCUGAGAAUGAUUCGGACCGACUGAAACACUGGCCGGCGUUAGGAUCUAAGGAGAUGAAAGUCACUGGCAUCGGAAGGAACAUAUCGGUCGCCGACGUUGUUUUAUCCAGUGCAGGAUGGAUGGCGAUCAGCGUCAACAUGGAUGAUACUGUCUUAUUAAGAGCGUGGAGUCCGCAAGCACGCGGUUUACAUCUCCGAAUGCCGGCGCUCUUGCAGAAAACCGUUGCCCUGCGCGGCGAUAGAAUUUUUAAUCUGCCGACAUAUAAGAUAGGACAAGCAGCGUUUACAAAAUAA